AUGAAGCCAUUAAGUGUAGCUACGAUGGCGGUUUUGGCUGGUUUUCCGCGCCUAGUGCCAGCCCCGUGGUUUGACCCUUUAAUAGAAUGUCCGAGUGGAUCAAGGUAUUUUCAUCAAGAUCUUCUAGCAACGGCAAUAGACGCGAAGCCCGAAAAUAUCGAACCCGAUCACCCCUCGAUAGCCUAUGGCAACAUCUUGGGGGCAUAUCGAUUCCGAAAGAAGAUACUGGAUGGCACCUUGAUGGAGUAUUUGCUCCAAUAUAUAGAUGUUUUACCAACCGUACGAUUAUAUGAACAACAUGGAGAAGAUUGGAAGCUAUGUUUUUUAUCGGCAAGGGAGGGUUAG
Blumeria graminis f. sp. triticale is the source of this 345-nucleotide messenger RNA. NCBI's taxonomy places the organism in Eukaryota, Fungi, Ascomycota, Leotiomycetes, Helotiales, Erysiphaceae. The record is from the annotation of a GenBank genome assembly.